CGGGCUGCGGUAGUCUAGUCGAGAUGCGCCCCAUACUCGGCCUCCUUUUGAUCUUCAUCGGCUGCACCUUCGCCCUGUAUUUGCUGUCGACGCUCCUGCCCCGUGGGCCGAGACUGGGUUCCACCGAGGAGACAGGUGGCAGGUCACUGUGGUUCCCGUCAGAUCUGGCAGAGCUGCGGGAGCUCUCUGAGGUCCUUCGAGAGUAUCGGAAGGAGCACCAAGCCUAUGUGUUCCUGCUCUUCUGCAGCGCCUACCUCUACAAACAGGGCUUUGCUAUUCCUGGCUCCAGCUUCCUGAACGUUUUAGCCGGUGCCUUGUUUGGGCCAUGGCUGGGGCUUCUGCUGUGCUGUAUAUUGACUUCGGUUGGCGCUACGGGCUGUUACCUGCUCUCCAGUAUUUUUGGAAAACAGCUGGUGGUCUCCUAUUUUCCUGAUAAAGUGGCCCUGCUGCAGAAGAAGGUGGAGGAGAACAGAAGCAGCUUGUUUUUCUUCUUACUGUUUUUGAGACUUUUCCCCAUGACACCAAACUGGUUCUUGAAUCUUUCGGCCCCGAUUCUGAACAUCCCCAUUGUGCAGUUCUUCUUCUCCGUCCUCAUUGGUUUGAUCCCCUACAAUUUCAUCUGUGUGCAGACAGGCUCCAUCCUGUCCACUCUUACCUCUCUGGAUGCUCUGUUCUCCUGGAAAACUGUCCUUAAGCUGUUGGCCAUUGCCCUUGUGGCCUUAGUUCCUGGGACCCUCAUUAGGAAAUUUAGCCAGAAACACCUUCAUUUGAAUGAAACAGUCACCGCUAAUCAUCUAAACAGUAAAAAAGGCACGUGAUCUGGACUUUUCUUGCUGUCACACCCACGGACUCUUGCUUAUUUAUGAACUGGCGUGUUCCUUAAAGCCCCUCACUGGUUCUUAAUUACCCUAAAGAGGUGAGUUAGACACUCUUCAACUGUGGUCAUUGUCUUUUCAUAAAAGACACACUGUUCUAGAAGGUGAAUUAGAUUAGACUU
Molecule: messenger RNA, 997 nt
Organism: Elephantulus edwardii (Cape elephant shrew)
Lineage: Eukaryota; Metazoa; Chordata; Mammalia; Macroscelidea; Macroscelididae
Gene: TMEM41A
Product: transmembrane protein 41A
Exons: 5
Coding region: 24-818 (264 amino acids)
Source: RefSeq, a predicted model, not a curated record